AUGCCACAAGCUGAUGCAAAGUGCAGCAGUAUAAUAUUUGAUGGAAAUAUUUUGAUUUCUGGGUAUAUCAAUAGAAAUCUUUUGUUAUAUUCAAUUGAUAUUGACUCUUUCUCAAUAAUUUCUAGUGAGUUUGCAGAGUAUAAAAGAAAGAUCCUGGCAAAUGCAGAGAGGAGAUUGUAUUUGAUUGAGUCUAAGAAUGGAUCAAUUUAUGAGAGCAAAAUUGGAAGCUUCAUUGAUUGGACAUGAGUUGCAGACUCAACAAUUGAUUUUAAUCCUCCUCAAGUAUAUUGUUUAUACAAUAAAGGAGCAAUAUAUAUCGGGUGCAUUGACGAAGAUGAAGUCUUAUACUUCAAGCUUAAUCUAGAUACAGAAAGGUCGAUUGCUUUAGAGAGUAUCUACUUUUAA
Blepharisma stoltei is the source of this 405-nucleotide messenger RNA. The record is from the annotation of a GenBank genome assembly. Lineage: Eukaryota; Ciliophora; Heterotrichea; Heterotrichida; Blepharismidae.